AUGGUUUUUUGUUAUAUUAAAUGUGGAGAAAUUGAAGGAUGGAGUCAGAGUGUUAGAGGAGCAGGUUUUGUGUUUGGAGCAGAUGCUGUCAAGGAAUUUAAUCGUAAAAAUGGCAUUUCAUUGAUUUGUAGAGCACAUCAACUAGCAAUGGAAGGAUUCAAACAGAUGUUUGAUAAUUUUUUAUUCACUGUUUGGUCAGCUCCAAAUUAUUGCUAUAGGUUCUAAUUCAUUUUAAUUUUUAGAUGUGGCGAUGUUGCUUUUAUUCUUGAGUUGGAUGAGAACCUUAAGAAAUAUUAUUAGUUGUUUGAGGCUGCUCCAACUGAUAGAUCAUCGAAUUCAAAAAAAACUAUAGCAGAAUAAUUCUUAAGAUGA
Messenger RNA from Paramecium octaurelia, 372 nucleotides. Lineage: Eukaryota; Ciliophora; Oligohymenophorea; Peniculida; Parameciidae. The record is from the annotation of a GenBank genome assembly.